UUCUGCGCUCACACAGAAGCGGUGUUUUCGGCGGAGCGGCUCGGAGGACGGAGACUCGAACGGACGGACGGUUUUUCUGGGUCCUCCUGCUGGGUUUUCCACUCGCCGUUGCGGUAGCCGGACAAGCGAGUCGGCGGUAUCGAUCGUAGUUGGAUUGGGUUCCGUAUUGUCCACACAGAGGAAGCUCGGACUGGUAGGUUCGAUUCCUCUGAAGAAGCCCUUUGGACCGCCUCAGUCCUCUCUCUGGCCCCAUGUGGAAAGAUGGGGAAUGGACUGUCUGAUCAACCCAAGUACUUGUCCAGCAUGUCCUUCUUCCAGUCUUUUCACAUCACCAUUCUGGGACUAGACUCUGCCGGAAAGACCACCAUUCUGUACAGACUCCAGUUCAACGAGUUUGUCAACACCGUUCCCACCAAAGGGUUCAACUCCGAGAAGGUCAAGCUGUCGCUGCCCGGCAGCAGGACUGUGACCUUCCACUUCUGGGACGUUGGCGGUCAGGAGAAGCUCCGCCCGCUCUGGAAGUCGUACACGCGGUGCACGGACGGCAUCAUCUUCGUGGUGGACUCUGUGGACACGGAGCGCAUGGAGGAGGCAAAGACGGAGCUUCACAAAAUCGCCAAGAGCUCGGAGAACCAGGGCGUGCCCCUACUGGUGGUCGCCAACAAGCAGGACUUGAGGAACUCUCUGAGUCUGGACGAAAUCGAGAAGCUGCUGGCGCUGAAGGAGCUGGGCCCCGCCACGCCCUGGCACCUGCAGCCGUCCUGCGCCAUCAUCGGAGAGGGACUCGGCGAAGGGCUGGACAAACUCCACGAAAUGGUCCUGAAGAGGAGGAGGAUGCUGCGGCAGCAGAAGAGGAAGAGAUAACCUGCAGUCGUUAAAGGGUUGGAGAACAUUUCCUGGCGGUGGAUUUUUAGCGCUGAGUUUUAUCAGCCGGAGUCGGAGCGUUGGGUUUUCCGGGUCUUGGUGGUGCGUGGAUCAGGAAGUGGACACGGAGGAGGUCGGGAUGAGGAUGAAGGUCGCAGACAGGUGUGGUCACGUUGGGAAGCUCUGAGGACUGCAGGUGGAGGAGGGCAGAAGACGCUGUUGAAAGGACGUGUUUUUACCCGCUGCUCCGAAAAUUACCAAAAAAAAAAAGGACUGUAAUGCUUGGAGUUGUUGAAGGAUCAAACGGAACAGAUGAGGACUUUAUAUCACUGUUUUAUAUGUUUAAAGAAGCUGAAACACUGGACUGUCUUUAGUGAAAAUAGUAUUAUUGUAGUUCCUUCCAUCUGUCUUCUGUUUCCUGGAAGCACUUUAGUCAUCACCCUGUACGGAGUUUACAGAUCAAAAGAGUUCAUAUCGUUUGCUUUUUACAGAUCAGUCGAUCUCUGCAGCCGCCAUGCGUUAAAUAAAGUUCAGAGUGAUUAUGA
Oryzias latipes (Japanese medaka) is the source of this 1409-nucleotide messenger RNA. RefSeq names its product ADP-ribosylation factor-like 4aa (gene arl4aa). NCBI's taxonomy places the organism in Eukaryota, Metazoa, Chordata, Actinopteri, Beloniformes, Adrianichthyidae. Gene Ontology annotation, molecular function: GTP binding; GTPase activity. The record is from RefSeq and is a predicted model, not a curated record.